AUGACAAUAAUAAAGAAUUUUAGGAUUAUUUUAACUAAAUCUCAAGCGGUCUUCCUUCCCGAACAAAGUGUGGAAGGAAUUGUGCAGUUUAACAUCGUUGAGAAGUUCGAAACUACGGGCGUGUUCUUGGAGGUGACGGGCCUCUCUUACGUCGUUGUUGAGGAAAAGCACGGUAAAUCUAGGAAUGGGGUAGUCAGUCAGCACACGUCACUGGAGAGGUACUGCCACACCAAGAUAGACCUGGCCACCAAAGGUGGCGCUGCUUUUCCAUUAACUACUGGAACUUACCAAUAUCCCUUCGCAACACAACUUCCGGAUGAGCUGCCUACGUCAUUUGAGGGUGAGAAUGGGUGUACACGUUAUUAUUUACGAGCGUACAUAUUACGUGAGUCCCAGGGCCAGCUGGAAUUUCUUCUCCCCUUCACUAUUAUCUCAGUCUUCAACCUAAAUGAAUCACCCUACGCAAUGAGGUCAGAGGAAGCAGAAGAUGUACAGAUGGUUAGUUGUUGUACUUCCGGUUCAGUUAAAACGAAGCUGAAACUCAGCAAAAUCGGCUAUGUUCCAGGGGAGAUAAUUCAGUUAGACGGAGAAUGUGAUAACCAAUCUCAGAAUGCACUUAAAACUGUAUUCUUGGAUCUCAUAAUGAAUGUCACACUAAAGGCGACCAACAAAGAACACUCUGUACAGAGAAGCGUGAAGACCUGGCAUCUGCAUGAGAUCCAAGGAAACACAACUCUGUCCCUGGACAACAUCCAGCUUGUUGUUCCGCCAUUACCUCCAUCAGGAUCCAGAUUCUGCAACAACAUCGAUGUUCACUAUUGUUUGCAACUAACAGCAAAAGUAUCUUCUGGGGUUUGUUGUAAAGUGUCCGUAGGUCUUAUAAUUGGGAAUUUGCCGUUAGAACUUGGCAAUAGUCAAUUUGCGGAGCAAGAGGACACAGAUGACAUUGGUUCCAUCGAAGCUCAACUUCCAGAAAAUCUAAGGAGCUUAGUAAGGAAGACUUCAUGUGUUCCUGCAUUUCGAAAUAGCGGCAUAUUUUCUGUAACCUUGGAUCACCAUUUCCCUUUAUCUGAUGAACAUGUAAACAAUCACCAUGUGCCAGUUCCCUUACAAUGCCCUGGAAUUCAAUGGCACCCGUCAUAUUUAUGCUUCGUUGAAAAAACCAAAAAAUGAUUUGCAUUUCAUAACGUGACCAUCCUAUGGAUGACAUUACUGGCGGAAUU
Molecule: messenger RNA, 1223 nt
Organism: Saccostrea echinata
Lineage: Eukaryota; Metazoa; Mollusca; Bivalvia; Ostreida; Ostreidae
Product: arrestin domain-containing protein 17-like
Exons: 7
Coding region: 1-1173 (390 amino acids)
Biological process (GO): protein transport
Cellular component (GO): cytoplasm
Source: RefSeq, a predicted model, not a curated record